AUGAUUCGAAGUUUGAUCGAUUUGUUUUGCUCGCCCCGCUUUUCGCGACACUUUGCCGUUUUACUUUUUCUCGCAGAACUUGUCUUCAACUAUGGAAUCGUCAAAUACAGAAAGUACACUGAGAUUGAUUGGAAGGCUUAUAUGCAGGAGGUUGAAGGGUACCUAAAUGGAUCUACAAAUUAUAUGGAACUAAAGGGAGAUACAGGACCGCUUGUAUACCCCGGUGGAUUCGUCUAUCUUUACAGCUUCUUGUACAAAAUUACGGACAAUGGCGCAGACAUUUUCAAAGCACAGCAGAUCUUCGCCGGUUUUUACAUGAUGCAGCUUCUGGUUGUUCUGAUGGUUUACUGUCAACUAGCAGAAAAGGCCAGAUUUCCUCCGUGGAUGAUGAUUUUUGCCUCCAUUUCUGGCUACAGAGUACACUCGAUUUUCAGCUUGAGGAUGUUCAACGAUGGUCCGGCAAACAUUCUCGCCUGGAUUGCGGUUUACUGUUUUAUGAACAAGAAGUGGACUUUUGGAUCGAUCAUGUAUUCACUCGCUAUUUCGAUAAAAAUGAACAACCUUUUAUUUCUUCCCGGCAUUUGCGUCGUUUUCAUGCGCAACUUGAGGAUACCACACACGAUCUUUCAAUUUAUAGUCAUUCUUCUUGUCCAAGUCGCUGUUGGUUAUGAAUUUUUAUCAACAUAUCCACGAGAAUAUAUGGCAAAGGCGUUUGAGUUCAACAGAAAGUUCUUUCAUAAAUGGACAGUCAACUUUCGCUUCCUCGACGAGGAGACAUUUCUCGAUGAUAACUUCCACAGAGCCCUUCUUGGUCUUCACUUGCUUUUCUUAGUUCUGUUCUGUUCAAAGCGAUGGAUGCCAAAGAGAUUCGGGACGACGCUCUUGUCUUUUCCUCUCGCAGUUUUUAACACGAUCAGAAAUCAUGGCUCAGAGCAGACUUGCCCUCUUCUAACGGCUGAUAUUCUGUUUACUUCAAAUUUCAUUGGAAUCGUUUUCGCUCGUAGUUUGCACUAUCAGUUCUAUGUCUGGUACUACCAUUCGCUGCCUCUUUUGGUCCGCAUGGCUGGUUUCAACUCCUUAGUUUCAAUUCUGAUUUUCUUCUCAUAUGAAAAUGUGACAAUGGAGGACUCGGCUCACAUCUUUGAAUUGCUUUUUCACGACUCGGCUGAGACCCAGCUCGAAAAUUAUAAAGCAGACUUGGAAGACUUGUUCAAGGAAAGACCAGAAAAAUACGAGCGAGACGUUGAAAUCGAUUGCUUCUUUGCACAGCCAGAGGUCCAAGAUGCGCAAGAGAGAGAUUCCCCGACGUCGUCUAAUUCGACAACCGUUUCUUGUGACUUUGUUGAGGACGAGCAGGAGAUGGAAAAGUCCGUGACAUUUUCGUGUAAUGGCACGUCAGAUUUGCCCCGUCAUAUCCAAGACGUACGCGAGCGCGUGAAGAAAGAGCUUGGGGUAAAGACUAACUUGAACUUGACAGAUGAGGAGCGAAGACUUCUCAAAGAGGAAGGAGUCGAACUUCCCGAGGAUCUCCCUCUGACAAAGGCAGAGGAACGUGUCCUGAAAAAGGUGCGCAGAAAGAUCAGGAACAAAAGAUCCGCUGUCGAGUCAAGGAGGAGAAAGAAAGAGCACUUCGACAAAGUAGAAGGGGAACUUGGACGAUAUCAAAAUGAAAACGAUGACUUGAAAAAGCGAGUCAACUUUCUUGAGCGUCAAAACAUGAUCCUGAUGAACCAGCUUCGAAAACUUCAAGAGUCAGUCAUGAUGAUCCCGCAAUCUGGUUCCGCUUGCGCUCUUUGCGUGAUGAUAUUUUCCCUGUUUGUCUUCUGUUAUCCUGGCGCAGUCGGUCCUUUGACUUUCGAUGGCGGCGAGAAUCUUUAUCCUAUCAUUGACAAUGAGAAGUUCCAACCUGUGGCUGGCUUCAAGGGACGCAAAAUACUCUCGGCGGAUUAUGUGGACGAAAUCGCGAAUGAGACGGAAAACGCACCGCCCGAACCCGUUCCAGAAAUUCAAGAAGCCCUAACCGCCAGCUCCCACCGUUCUGUAAUGCCACAAUCCCCUGAAGAUUAUAUCAUCUCCCAAGCUCAGCAAGAUUUCAUUAUUCAAAUCUAUGAAAUAUCAAUUCUUGAGUAUUUAAGAAUGUCGGACUCGGAUGAAGCGCCGCUUUUAUCAGAGCAACAAACGAUUCAACAACAAGAUCAGGCGCUCGAUGAUCUUGCGGCAAUUAUAAGAAGACAACGCGAUAUCGGAAUAACCAUUGGAAAUGAAGUCGACGAUCAAAAUGUCGUCAUUGAUACAAUCACUGACAUGACCGAGAACAGCCGAGGUCGACUGAACCGCAACACUGAGAACAUCACAACUCUACUCGCUCGGGACAAGGGAAACUGCACUCUCUGGAUGAUCAUAAUUGUCGAAUCACUACCAGCUACCGACACGAAGACAAAAAGCUUGUGA
This is a messenger RNA of Oikopleura dioica, 2451 nucleotides long. NCBI's taxonomy places the organism in Eukaryota, Metazoa, Chordata, Appendicularia, Copelata, Oikopleuridae. The record is from the annotation of a GenBank genome assembly.